Molecule: messenger RNA, 7594 nt
Organism: Chara braunii
Lineage: Eukaryota; Viridiplantae; Streptophyta; Charophyceae; Charales; Characeae
Source: the annotation of a GenBank genome assembly
UGACGGAGAUUAUCACCACAAAGCUUACCACGACGAAUAUUGCAUGCAGUGUGACGACACGUGCAACCAAGUGACCAAUGUUCACAAAAUGUGCGAAAUGAAAAUGAAUCUUCAACUAUCAUAUAAGCAGAUUCAUGCGAGGUGCAUUUGCCCAAUAAGAAGUGUACACGAUAUCAAGCAGCGGGAUCUCGACACCAUCCACAUGAGUGACUUUAAUGACAGCGAUUACAACAAUUGCGAUGAAGGUCACGGUUGCUCCCUCGAGCAAGGAGGAGGACGAAGGUCGUACUACGGGGGAGACCACGAGCACGACCAUUUGAUGGAGACGAUCAGCGCCCAUACGAGAACCACGACGCACACCAGCGAUAAGCAUUCGUCGCUUCGGUGCAGCGGCCAGAGGCCGACAAGCUCCCGAUUCCCUCUGGAUACGUCGGCAUCUGCAGGAUCCGCGAGAUCUGACGGUUGCUGUGCUGUCCUCGUGGAUAAGGACACUAAUCAUGCAGGAGGGACAGCUCAUGGAAAGUUCUCUGGACAGGAUAAACUUUUAAGAACAGUAGUCGUGGCAAAAUCACUAAUUGGAGGAAGGUUAGGAGUUGAAGGAGGAGGAGAGKGGGGGGGAGGGGAAGGAGGAGGAGGAGGAGGAGGAGGAGGAGGAGGAGGAGGAGGAGGAGGGUGGAGAGAAGGACGCCGGAAUGCAGCGCUAUCGUCACUGUGUAAGGCAUCAUCAGAGCCGCUAAAUAGCCUUGACAGCCAGCUGGAUGAUCUGUUUGCCGUUAGACGGGACACCAACGAUGACGGAGAAGAUAACGGAGAAAAUAACGGAGAGGAUAAGGGAGAAGAUAACGGAGAAGAUAACGGAAACAACGGGGAGGAUAACGCCAGACGUGGAGCUGUCAGGCAUCCAUAUCCUGUAGGCUACAGUGCGAUCAAAUGGUUCAAGGGAAGGACAUUCCUGCAAAGAAUAAGCAAGGGUCCAGACGGACCAGUGUUCUUGGUUGUCGACAAGGAGUCAGGAAAUGAGUAUGAAGGAGACAGUCCCUCGCAGGCGUGGCGGGCACUUCUGCAACAAGCAUUUUCAAAGGCUUCGGGUGUGGUUGGUGUUCCGGUGCAUGGUCGCAAAUUCUUUGGCCUUGAUGAUCCAAUGGUUUUAAGUGCACUGGAUGACAAGGUGAAAUCGCUGGCGAAUGAAAAGCCAGGCGUGUGGUGUGAUGGUGCAAGAGGGGACGGUGACAAGCUUCCACUUGAGGGAGCGAGUCACGGAAGCGAAGUCGAAAGCGAUUUUGUCAAGUCCUCAUCUGGCGAUAGGAUGGUCGAGGAUGGCACGACCAUCUCGACAAGCAGAGGAUGGUCGGGGACCGCCAAGACCCCGGGAGGGGUUCCUCUAUCGACAGAGACAAUGGAUGAAAAAGAUCAGGAAGAGGGGGGGGGUCCCCAUGGGGAUGUCAUUUCUGGGCCUUACGAGGGUGCCGAGGGGACAGAUGAGGAGGCUAUGGGGACAACGUAUCAUGGCGAUGCCUCUGUAGAUAGCCCGGAAGAGAAGGAGGGUCUAUUACCUUUAAUUAGUGGCAACACAGCAAAUGGUGCAGAUUUGCAGAAAGUUGAUCGAUCAACGGUAGGGAAAAGAUGGAAUUGGGAGGAGAAGGAUUAUAUCCCGUAUCCACAGGCUUACCAGGAAGCAGGUUUGACAGCCAAGGAUGUAGAUAACGUACUACCGCUGAUCGACAACGUUGAUGCAGAUCCUCCUGCUCCUGCCUCCAUCUCUGCACUAGAUGAGGAUUUGCUAGAGCAGGCGGACAAAGAUGUUGAUGACGAUGGAAGGGUAGGUGGUCCCGAUGCGGAGAACAUGCAUGUUCGAUCUGUGGUACAAGAGCUUGAAGAGAGUUCAUCAUCAAACCUGACAGCUCAUCUGUCACCUGUGCCGAACGAACUGGAUCAGAAGUCGAGGAUGGACGCGAGAGAAGGGGGCGAUAUGGAUCGGUCGUCCGUCGAUCAUGGAACAGUCGAUGAAUCAAUGGUGGGAUUUCCCAGACCGUUGGUCGUGGAGGAGAUGGACAGGAAACGUUCCGCAAGUAGAAUGCAGACGAGAUCCGGAACAACUGGCCAGCCUUCUGGAUCAUUUGUAGGACUUAUUCGCCUGCGCAGCAAAGCAGUUGGGGUGGUAGUUUUGUCAGGAAAGGGUCCCGGUACCUCAACUGAUUCCGUGGGGCAGCACCCUUCAAGCACUCUUGUGGAUGAAAGAGCUGUGGUAAAAGGCAUGCAGAACGCAUUGAUGCCUCAUGGGGACACUGUGCAAGGCAAUCAAAGUUCUCAGCCUGGCAAUAAUCUUGGCCGACUAUCGACAUCAGAUAAGGAUCGGAGUUUUUACACAUUUGCCGAAGCUACCGAUGAAGGGGUGUAUAACUUAGGUGCACCCGAAAUGUUUGAGAGGCUAAGCACUGAUCUGUCCAGCGAAGGCUCUAUCACAAAGGACAACGGAGAAAGAAGCAUUGCUCUAUCCUCUGUCAAUCGAGGGAAGCAUGGGGAGUCAGCGAUGAGCAGUCUUCGGAGCGCUGCGGAGAUAGAUGACGUGAAUUCCAAGUACAAUUCUCCGACUGAUCAGAUCAAGUGGUCGCCUUUACUGCGUCAGAGCUUUCCGCAUCUUCGCCCAGAUAUGCUGUGGCUACUGAACCCGGAAACAGUCGCCAAUGCGUCGGGAAGUCUUAUUAAGAAAGAUAAUGGAAGAGAGAAUCGGCAUGGCAAUGAUGAACGUUAUGAAGAAGGGGAAAUGGGAGGAAAAAGGUGGCUGACGGUUGGCGUUCGGGCAACGGUGGACGCCAAGUUUGUGAAGAAGUCAGGUGAUCCUUUGCCAGGUAGGAAGGAGCACGAGCGGCAUCAGCAUCAGCAGCAGCAUUGGCGGCAAAGAAGUGAUACCCGAGAAUUGGUUAUGGGCGAAGAUGAGCAGGGGAGGGAAGAGGAGCAUGACGAUGGGCUACGUCUGCAUAUGCGGAUGCCGACUAGCAGAAUAGCGUCAUGGAUAAGCGAGCGGGUGAGAAGGAAGAGGAAAGUCAACAGUGUUGCACUCUUUGACCAAAUGAUGAGACUGGGAAUGGAAGUUGAAGACUCAGUUUUGUCAGCACUCUUUCCCUUCAAGCUGGACAUCUGGCAGAAAGAAGCUGUGCAGGCUGUGGCAGAUGGGAAGUCUGUCUUCCUUUGUGCACCAAUGGGAGCAGGAAAGAACACGGUUGCUCAAUAUGUGAUACACAAAACACUUGCUCAUGGUAAAAGGGCAGUGUUUCUGACUCCUACAAAUGAGCUAGCACAGCAGCGCUUCAUUCAGCUCCAGAAAAUCUUCGGGAGAGACAGGGUGGGUGCAGCUUGGAGAUACUCCGCUGAGAGACCGGAUGCACGACUUGUUGUGACGACAGCUGAGUUGAUGCGAAAGGCAUUAUAUCCGUGUAAUAAAAAUGGUGAGCCAGCGUGCCUAGGUUUGACUGUGGAGAAUGUUGAGCUGAUGAUCCUUGAUGAGUUUCACACGCUGGCAGAGCGGACACGUGGAAGCCACUGGGAAGAGGUGGUGAUGCUUGCCGGAUCUCAGAUCAAACUCUUGGCCCUGUGCAGGCCAGCAUUGAAUGCAGGGUAUGUCGCUUCAUGGAUGAAUCAUGCACAUGGACCAUGUACACUUGUUCAAUGUACGUCAGAGCCAGUUCCAAGAAAGUACCAUUUCUGUGAUCCAGAGGCUGGAGGUUUACACCCCCUUCUUAACACCAACCUCACAGAGAUGAACCCGAUAUUUCGCAGCUCUGUCUCCAAGCAAGCCCAGCGAUCAUCCGAGCCGGGACCACUUACGGAGCUAUCUAAUAACACAGUUACCGGUGGGGAUUCAUUGAACCAGAGGUCCGCAAAACCAAGUAAUUCCAGCUUGGCGACAGACAGAGCAACACCGAAAAAGGCCAGCAUAUUGACUGUAAUCCUCCAGCUUCAAAGACGGGCGAUGCUGCCGGCUCUCUUUUUCAUUUUCAGCCGUGCUGGAUGUGACAGAGCUCUGACCAAAGUUCUCAAGGCAGGAUUGCCAGCACUGUUGACUCACAAGGAGAAGCAGUUGAUGCGGGCUAAGUAUGAACAAUUUGAAGCUGUGAACCCAGGACUUGCCGACAAGAUUCAAGUUGAAGCUCUCAUGCUGGGUUUUGCAAGCCAUCAUGCAGGUGUGAUGCCGGCGUGGAAAACCUUUAUCGUUGACCUUAUCAAUGAUGGAUUGAUCAAAGUGACAUUUGCAACAGAGGUGCUGGCAAUGUGGAGUGUUUCUUCUAGAACUGUGGUGUUCACGACAACUUUGAAGAAGACCGAUGGGGGUUCAAGACCAUUAUCGGGCAGCGAAUAUCAGCAGCUAAGCGGGACCGCUGGGAGAAGAGGACUAGAUGAAUUUGCGAAUGUGGUUUUCCUUAAAUCUGCAUGGGGAGGAGCUCAAGAAGCACUUAAUCUUGCACUCCAUGGGAACUUCAGACUUUGCAGCCGAUUCAAGCCGUCAAUGGCGCUUGUUCUGAACAUCUUGAGAUCAAGCUCACUCACAGAGGCGUCGUCGCUAAGAGUGAACCCGGCCGAGUUGGAGCAGGCAAGCUUGCUGCGAAGGGUGGUUGUUAAUUGCGCAAGGGGCGGCAAUGAUGGCGCGUCAUCCACAGUGGAGGGAGUCCUCCUAGCUAAGGUACCAGACGACAGACAACCACACUAUGUCACAUUAUGUGAGGACAAUAUGUUUCGCUUGAUACCAGCUGGAGCAAUUGCGCACCUUUACUCGGUUGACGAACCCUCCUUGGAGAAGAUAUACAAGGAGAAGAACAAAAAACAGCUCAGUGUGGCUCGGCUUCCUUCGGAGCGAAGUUGGGUGUCUAUGGGACAAAAGGGAUAUGGAUUUCAGGCGCCUGGAGAUGAAGAAACUGAAGAAAUCGCAAAAAUGUUAAGGGAGAUUGACUCCACCUAUGCUGCAGAAGAUAGAGGUUCAGAGUCUUCAUAUCAUUCACUUGCCAAGGCCACAGAGUACAGCUGGAGAGAGGUGGAGAAGCUCGUGCGGAUUCUGGAAAAAGCAGGUGCUCUCAAGCGACUGCCAAAUGACAGUGAUCGGGUGCAAUUAUCAAUGCUCGGGAACACGGCUGCUCUUGUUCAUGGAGAAAAUGAGUUGUGGUUGGCAUCGCUGCUGACGUCUGGUAUACUGAGAAGCUUGCAGCCUGCUGAGCUUGCUGUCGCCAUGUCAGCCCUGGCUUUGGACGAGAACCGAGUGAGAGGCAAGACUGGAAAAAGGGAGACAUGGAGACCCUCGGAAGUGUCGGCACUGCUGACGACAUCAUUGCGAAAGAUGGAAGAAUUAAAGAAGACACUUCAGGAAUUACUGAGGACUGAAGAUGUGCGGUUGCCUGUGGCAUUGGACUUCAGCCCUAUUCACAUGGUCCAGGCUUGGGUCAACGGUUCGUCCUGGAAUGAUCUCCUCCUCGGAACAAGCCUGGAAGCUGGAGAGACAUUGAAGAUACUGCAGAAGACAGUCCAGCUGUUGGAUCAGGUGUCGUAUAGCGCACCCACACUCUCAAGGUACAAGAUUUUCAAGACAGCACCAGCAGCAGUUGAGCUUCUCAAAAGAUUCCCAGUAGUGAAUGAGUGAGGAACAUCCGGCAGAAUGAAUUUCCAAUUUUCCACAAAAGAAUUUUGUUUCCUGGUGGUUUUUCAUUGGAAUCGGCCGAUGGGUGGUUGCAGAGGAUGAAUAUGGACACAGGCUGUGAAUGGAUGCGUCAGGGAAUUGGCUGAUGGGUGGUCAAAGAGGAUGAAUAUGGACACAGUGUGAAUGGAUGUGGGAUGAAUAUGGACACAGGCUGUGAAUGGAUGUGUCAGGGAAUUGGCUGAUGGGUGGCCAAAGAGGAUGAAUAUGGACGCAGAGUGUGAAUGGAUGUGUUUCCAGUCCUGACGCUUGUGUUUUCCUUUGGGAAUGUGACCCUUUCCUUCUGAGUCCAUGUAACUAAGAGGCUUCAACCCCGACUUCCUGCCAGCUCUCCAAUAAUCGGCGUCCAACUGCAUGCAAGGAUGGGUGGGUAACGAGGAUGAACAUGGACAUAGAUUGUGACCGGAUGCGUUCCACCACAUUACUGCCCCCGCACCCAAGAGUUGGCUAUUCCCCUCUUCCUUCGUCCGUUCAGAGUUUACACGCUGCUGCGAGUGAAAAAAACGGCAGGUAGAGGAAGGGAUUCAUGUCAGCAAUCUAGCAAGGACUUCGUCUUUUUGAAAGCUCUCUUUGAUCCGAUGCAUCUGGUCUGAGCAGUGCGCAUUCCGCAAAUCUUAAAAAUGGCAGAAACUUGAGACGAGGGUUUUCCCAACUUUUCCCCAUAUUACCGACUCAUGCACACAGAGCGAACAUUCCACAGAGAAGGACUGCUGGGGAGAAAAAUGCACAGCUAGAGUGUCUGCAGCAUGAACAAUCGUUAUGCAUCUCCGGAGGAUAUGUGGGGCUAUGUGGGGGAGCAAGCGGCACAGUUUAUUGAUUUUGUAUACAUACGCGUAUUUGCGUAAGAUCACCAAUUCUGGGAUGGGUUGCCCUCAACGACGCACUGCAAGACUGAGGGCAUACUCAUCAUGCUAGCACUUUCCUAAAAUGUAUCCGACUGCAAUUACGGCCCACUGUCGAUGAAUCUGACCACAAUCACAUCGAGAGCCGAGUGGCAAAAGUCCUAAUGUGGGUAUGCCCUGUCCUGAAUCCUUCAGACAAACAGCUGUGGCAAGUGUAUGGACUCCGGUGACAGAACAGGAGGGAGCAGAGGGGGAGGAGGGGACGAAGGAGAGGAAGGGCUGCUGUUGAAUGAGAAUAUAUGCAGUGGUGAGCUCACAUAAGAGAGUAUAGUGAAUAGGUAGAAGAGGCAGUAUAGUGAAUCCUUAGAAGAGACAGUAUAGACAGUAUGGUGAAUAGUUAGAAUAGACAAUUAUAGCGAAUAGCUGUUGUGUGGUCCUGUUUUUAACUUUUGGUCCAAAUACAGUCAUGAUUGUAGGGCAUUCUCUUUGGAGGAAGGAGGUAGGCAGACAAGGAGCAGCUGCAGUGGUCAAGCUAUAUAUAUAUUCUCUCUCUCUGCCUACGGUUUACAGGGCAGUUCUGUUUGUGACGAUAUAUAUAUAGGGAAGUUAAAGAAGUUGGCAGACCAGAACGGACAGCCGGUGGGCGGCCGGCAAAGACGUCGGCUGUGCAAGUAGACACCGGUCGGAACAACAAGAAGACAGGACAAAGUAGAAACCCGUAAGCAGGCGGCGUUGUACAAAGGAGCCGCUGUAAGAAGGAGCUGCACCUGAACAGGGAGGGAAAAAAGGAGGUGGAAUACCGUGCGGGUGGCGUUAAGCAGGAAGUUGAAGCAAGCGUGAAAAGAGAGACUUGCUGCAAUUAGCAGCAUAGGAAGGGGGGGAGGCAGGUGGGGCAGCUGAACCAAGGGACAGCCCACGAGCAGCAUGCAGCACCGGUGCCACCGGCAAUCGCUAGGCUCUAAAUACCAUCCGCAGAUUCCACACAAAUUAGAAAAGGUCGAAAAAAGGAGGUUUACAUCAGGCCAGCAAGGACGAGAGGGGAGGGGCACCGCGCCGAUGGACAUGGAAAAUC